This is a messenger RNA of Pygoscelis adeliae (Adelie penguin), 1315 nucleotides long. It is a transcript of the gene SMIM11, whose product is annotated as small integral membrane protein 11. NCBI's taxonomy places the organism in Eukaryota, Metazoa, Chordata, Aves, Sphenisciformes, Spheniscidae. The coding region runs from base 193 to 381 and encodes 62 amino acids. The record is from RefSeq and is a predicted model, not a curated record. The transcript is spliced from 4 exons.
CCUGAUUCGGCCGUCUCCCGGUGUAUUGCCGCGGGAGUUUGGAGCAUGUGAGGAGCCGCCGGAGGAAUCACUAAUAUUUUCAUUUGUGUUUCCUCAGAUACUCCUGCCCCGGUCUGUGCCUUUAGAAGCGUGACGCUCAUCGGUGCUGGGAGCAGCCUGCUGCGGGACGGACAAUAUCAUCACACAGCCAAGAUGGUGGCAUUUAACUGGAAGGCUUUGGAGAAUUUCCCAUUGCUGAUGUACAUUUUGGCCGCUAAAACAUUGAUUCUUUGCUUAGCAUUUGCUGGAGUAAAAAUGUACCAGAGCAAAAAAAUUGAAGAAAAACUAAAGAGGGAACGUGAAGAGAAAUUUAAAACAGAAGUAGGGAAGAAGGAUGAUUGAAGAGUCUCAGGUACAGAAUUUAUUCAACAUCCUGGUGUUCGAUAAUGGCAUUGACAUAUUAAACCCAUUAUGUUUUGGCUUUGAUACAUUUGGAUUGUGCAGUUAGAACUAUCACCAUUAUCUGAGUUCUUGUAAUAUUUGUUUCCUGCGAUGCUUCAGCUUAUUUGCACACCCAUAUCAUGCCCAUUCUUUGUAAGAGCUGCAGUUGCCACCAGAAAACUUGGCAGCCAUGUUUCGUGAUUUAAGAGAUCUUAGCACGGUAUUCCUUCUCUGCUUUUAAUCUCCCUGAAUUUUUAUGCCCAGCCAAUUGCACAGGAAAUCCUGAUAUGUAAAGAGAUGGUUAAAUUGGCAGAAAGCGCACGAGAGGCAUGACGGACAGGAUGAUGCAGUCAGACCUCUUGGCCUUAAAUCACAUAAUUAAGAUGGAAAAGAAUCAGCCAUUCCAUAUUAGUUAAACACAUGACAAGCUGUAGAUAGUUUAGCUGGAAGCGCCAAAUCUCAUGCCGUGGAGCUUCCCAAGGUAACAGAAAUGCUACAGGUUAUGCUAUGUAACAUCCACUAUAUAUACUUCCCUGAGAAAAAUGGACAUCUUUCUGCAGAAAAGAGCAAAAUGAACAUUACAAAAUUUCUCGAGGUUUUCUGUUUUCAUUCCCUCUGUGCUGAAUUCCUUCCCGCUGUUUUCAAAGUUUAAGCAAUCAUUGCCGUAUUGGAUCAAGUCCAUUAACGAAAUGAGUGCUGACUAGUGCUAAGAUUAUAUUCCCUGACUUGUUUGGUAUGUGAUUUUUGUAUCAGUUUGUUUCACAUCUCUCUGUUCUGCAGCAAAAUGGGAAUUCUAUUCCUGCCUGCCCUUUGUAAGCUCUGUGGGAGUUUGAUGUAAUGUCACUCUUUAUUAAACUAAAAAACCUUACUUUCCCCUUUUGAGGUCAUCACCUCA